UUUCUGCUCUCACGGGCUGAUCCGAGAGUUUGGCAUCAACUCAGAGCACCGGGCUGCGAGUCAGCACCCCAUUUCCUUUUAAAUAACAGAGUUUGAGUGUCGAAGUGUGCUGUUUGCUCGUCAGGAGGAAACUCCCUGGCUUAUUGGUUGUAAGAAAUCAUUCAAGUCAGAAUAUCUGUUCCUUGCCAAUCAGGAUGGUCCGGCGAGUGGCCGUGAUAGGAGCUGGGGUGAGUGGCCUGUCCUCCAUCAAAUGCUGCCUGGAUGAGGGCCUGGAGCCCACCUGCUUUGAGAGGAGCAAGGACUUCGGGGGACUCUGGAAGUUCACUGACAGUUCUGAGGAUGGAAUGACCAGAGUGUACAGGUCACUGGUGACCAACGUCUGCAAGGAAAUGUCAUCUUAUAGCGACUUCCCCUUCCACGAGGACUAUCCCAACUUCAUGAGCCAAGAGAAGUUCUGGAACUAUCUCCGAGAAUUCGUGGAACACUUUGACCUUCUGAAAUACAUUCGUUUCCAGACCACAGUACGCAGCAUCACCAGGCGUCCAGACUUCACUGAAACCGGCCAGUGGGAGGUGGUCACAGAGAGAGAGGGCAAGCAGGACCAAGCUGUCUUCGACGCGGUGAUGGUGUGCACGGGACAUUACAUGAGCCCUCACUUACCUUCCUUCCCCGGAAUGCAUAAGUUCAGAGGCCAGGUCCUGCACAGUCAGGAAUACAAGACCCCAGAAGGCUUCCAGGGCAAGCGCGUGCUGGUGAUCGGGCUGGGGAACACAGGAGGGGACAUCGCUGUGGAACUCGGGCGGUCCGCAGCUCAGGUACUUCUCAGUACUAGAACUGGUACCUGGAUCCUUAGCCGAGACUCCCAUGGGGGUUACCCGUAUAAUAUGAUGAUUACAAGAAGAUAUCUGAAUUUUAUUUUUCAAAUGCUGCCUCCGUGUGUUCUAAAGCGGAUUCAAGAGAAACAGAGGAGUAAAAGAUUUAACCAUGAGAUUUACGGAUUGAGUAUUACCAGGGGGAAAAAGCCCAAAGUCAUCAUUAACGACGAGCUUCCGACUUGCAUCCUCUGUGGUGUGGUGGCCAUGAAGGCCGGCGUGAGGGAGUUUGGCACUACGUCGGUGGUCUUCGAGGAUGGCUCCGAGGAGCAGGUUGACGCCGUGAUCUUCGCCACGGGCUACAACUUCUCCUUCCCAUUUCUGGAGGAGCCUCUGCAAAGCCUCUGUGCCAAGAAACUGUUUCUGCACAAGUUCGUCUUCCCCGUAAGCCUGGACAGACCCACGCUGGCCAUCAUCGGUCUCAUCGGCCUCCAAGGGUCCAUCCUGGCCGGCACGGAGCUCCAGGCUCGAUGGGUCACCAGGGUAUUCAAAGGACUCUGCUCCAUCCCCCCGGCCCCCAAACUGAUGGCGGAGGCAACCAAGAAGCUGCAACUCAUAGAAAGCGGCGCCAUAGAAGAUACCUCACAGGACAAGCUCAACUUCAUCAGCUACCUGGACGAGCUGGCCACCUGCAUCGGCGCCAAGCCCAGCCUGCUUCUCUUCCUCAGCGACCCCAGGCUGGCCUGGCAUGUUUUCUUUGGGCCCUGCAGCCCAUACCAAUACCGCCUCCGGGGCCCUGGGAAGUGGGCUGGCGCCCGACGGGCCAUCCUCACGCAGUGGGACAGAACCCUGAAGCCCCUGCAGACCCGCAGAGUCCUGCCUGCCUCCGGGGGGCGCCCCUUCGGAGUCUGGGGCGCCUCCCUCCUGCUCGCCUCACUCCUGCUGCUCUGUCGGUCCUCUUCCUUCGUGGUUCUGCUGAGAGAGAAGCUGCAGGAGAGAAUCUCCAUGCAGCACCUGAGGAUGUGGUGAGGCUCGGCCGGGGUGCCAGAGGUGGCUGUCUCAGAAGUUCGGCGCAUCAGUUGGAGCCAUCAGUUCCUCUGCCUCCUGACCUCCUUUGCAGUUCCCUGCAAGCUCAGGCUCCUCGUCCAGGGUGGAAUGAUAGAGCCAUCAGUUCCUUUGUCUCCUGACCUCCUUUGCAGUUCCCUGCAAGCUCAGGCUCCUCUUCCAAGUGGAAUAAUGGAGCCAUCAGCCAGCUCUACUGUCUCCCGACCUCCUUUGCAGUUCCCUACAAACUCAGGCUUCUCAUCAAGGGGGAAUGAUGGAGUCAUCAGCUCUUCUGUCUCCCAACCUCCUUUGCAGUUCCCUGCAAGCUCAGGCUCCUCGUCCAGGGUGGAAUGAUGAAGCCAUCAGUUCCUCUCUCUCCGACCUCCUUUGCAGUUCCCUGCAAGCUCUAGCUUCUUGUUCAGGGUAGAAUGAUUGAACCAUCAGAUCCUCUGUCUCUUGGCCUCCUUUGCAGUUCCCUGCAAGCUCUGACUCCUCAUCCAGGGUGGAAUGAUGGAAUCAUCAGUUCCACUGUCUCCCCGCCUCCUUUGCAGUUCCCUGCAAGCUCCGGCUCUUCGUCCAGGGUGGAAUGAUGAAGCCGUCAGUUCCACUGUCUCCCGACUUCCUUUGCAGUUCCCUGCAAGCUCAGGCCACCCAUCGAGGGUGGAAUAAUUGAGCCAUCAACUCUGUCUCUUGACCUUUUCCCCCACUCCCUGCCAAGCCACCUGGCAUGCUUCUCUACCACCUUUGCCUUACUCUUCAAGGCCAAGACGUGGCCACUUUCAUGAGAUGGCACUGCAGUGAAGUGGUCUGUGGCCUUGGGAACAUAGAAAUGAUAUCAAAAGGGUCGGAGCUACUGCUGAGAAAUCAGAGGGCUGAGGGGAGACCCCGGAGGCAGACGAGACGGGCUGGAGUUUGGAGGGUGUUUGCUUGGUACACGGCCGACCUGGGUGCCCUGAGCACCACCAAGAGUGAUUCCUGAGCACAGAGCAUCACUGGGUGUGACUUGAAAUCAAUCAAACAAACAAAGAAACAAAUACAAAGCUAGCAGCGAGAAUGUUCUCUUACCAUCUAGAGUCUAACUAGGCAAAGAAGGGACCAGAGCAAUAGUCCAGCGGGGAAGGCUUUGCCUUGCAAACAGCUGCCCCGGGUUCGAUCCCCAGCAUCCCAUAGGGUCCCCCAAGCACCGCCAAGAGUAAUUCCUGAGUGCAGAGUCAGGAGUCAGCCCUGAGCAUGGUUGGGUGUGACCCAAAAGCCAUAAAAAAAAAAAAGGUUAAAGUUCUCACCUCGCACCUGGCUGACCCCAGCUCAAUGCCAGACACUGUGUGGUCCCCUGAGCAUCACCAGGAACAAGCUCCCAGCCCCAGCACUGAGCCAGGAAUAGCCUCUCAGCAUGAUCACGCAUGCCCCGUCUCUAGAAGGAAGGAUCCAGGAACUGUGUCCUUCAGCUGACAGGGGGAGACAGCCUGUGUCAGCCCAAGUGCAGAGCUGAGGGCGGUAAACUCCUUACACCCGUUUGUCUGUCUGUCUGUCUGUCUGUCUGUCUCUCUCUCUCUCUCUCUGCCUCCUCUCUCUCUCUCUCUCUGUGUCUCUCUCUCUCUCUCUCU
Molecule: messenger RNA, 3460 nt
Organism: Sorex fumeus (smoky shrew)
Lineage: Eukaryota; Metazoa; Chordata; Mammalia; Eulipotyphla; Soricidae
Gene: FMO4
Product: flavin containing dimethylaniline monoxygenase 4
Exons: 9
Coding region: 195-1841 (548 amino acids)
Molecular function (GO): NADP binding; N,N-dimethylaniline monooxygenase activity; flavin adenine dinucleotide binding
Source: RefSeq, a predicted model, not a curated record